AUGCCGCAGUCAUCAACACCAACUGACCCUGCUGCUAUCAGCGCCAGAAGUAGUCGGUCAUCUGUCUCUGCCAUUCCACGUCCAACAUCUGGCACAUCUCGCCGUGCCACACCGAGUGGUAUCGGCGGCAACCAAGCAUGUUCAGGGCUGGGCAAGCCAAUCUUCGAUCAAGGACAAAAUCUUAGGAAACCAUGGAAUCUCAAUGAUGGUGCACCUCCUUCAUCCUUUCGCAUGCCUCAAUCCUCAUCGAUCAGCCCAGAAUCUCUUCCGCCGUACGCUCACCGGUCUCGGCAGGAUGUCUCUGGCGUCCGACAACAGCUCUACAUCCGUAAUUUAUCGACAAAAUCUUUGAACGAUCCAGAAUCCGCAACAUCGCCUCAAUUCAAACAUGGCAGUGGCCUUCCCAAGUCAAAGACCAUGACAAACCUCUUUUCCUUGCCACGAGACAUCACUCCGAAACGCUUGCUGCAACCACUCGGGCCGCCACUACCAAGAACACAAACUCUUGGGAACAUGACGUGCUUCGGCUCGACGAGCUCGACGCCGUCUCCAAGAAAGCCGACUUCGAUUACAGUAUCAACGCUGAGGAGGAACCACGAUGAUGCAAGUCAACUCCACAUGGCAGAUGUGCUAAACGAAAGCAGAAUGACAGACAAAGAGAUGGAAUUGAUGCUACAAGUACAGAGAGAAGCGGCCGUAAACCGUAUCCGCCUCAGGAAUUCAAUCGGAGGACGUCAUGCAGCGAGCGAAUAUCCGUCACCACCAGGUACAGCGCAGCCUUGGGCGACGGACUGGCAUAAGAGCACACCAUGCAUUACACUUCCAGUUCAAGACGCGAUACCACCUCGACGACCUGCUGCCCUUCAACGAAAAUCCUCAUCUGGCCGCCUACUCUCAAUCAAUCCGACUAUAGCCAAUCAGUAUUGCGUCGAUAGUGAUCCCCCUACCGCAACGACAGUGACAAGCGCGACGGGGUCUAGUUGGAGUGGACCACCAAUCAAACCCCAAACUGACGAGACCCAGGUAUGUCGUGCAGAGAGCACACAGUAUUGGGCCGGCCGGUACGUGUCCUUGAGCGACCGCCUUAGGAAAGAAGAGAUGCAGAGUACGAAGCCGCUUUCCCUCCUAGACUCAACCAACAAGAAGCUCGACCACAUGUUUGAGACCGCCGAAAGAGCUCGAAUCAGAACCUCCUUGAAGGAAUUGAGACAAUGUUGUAUGACAGGAGAAGCCUUGGAGAGUCUUGAAAAUUUCGAAGCUAGACUGUUGGAGAAGCUUGGGAUCCAGCGUCAGAGUCUCUAUCGCGCAGAAAGUUCUGUUCCUUCGGACAAUGACCCACGACUAAAGGUUUCGGGCAGUGGUGGCUUAAGGUCUUCAAUGGCGUGGAGCUUGCCGCGCUCUCCUGGCAACACCUCCACACCGACAAGUGUUGUCUCGAGCAUCAACGCCGAAGCUGUCAUGACUAGCCACCCAAAUGCAUUCUACGGCGACGGCGGCAUGGCAAAAAGCAAGACGACGGGGAAUCUGGCAUCCUUUAUUCCUACGAUUACAAAGAAGCAAAGAAAUCCCACGGUCAAGACCGAUUCGGAGCCAGAUACUAGUGAAUCAAAGUCGCAUCGACGCAGGACGUCGUAUUUUGAAUGUUCUCCCGAGUUUCGAGCCCAGGUUAUGAAGCAAAGGGAAGCUCGAGCGGCACGCAGAGCUGCCGAGACUCAUCGACGUUCUGGUUCACGUGUGCUGUCCAUUGGUCUGGUUAAGAGCGGGAGUCGAAAUCUCGAAUCGCAAUCAAUUUCAAAGGACACUCCCCUUGCAGAAAGAGACCGUGGUGAGACCUUUGGUAGCAAGGUCCACAAAUUUGACCCGGUGGUGAGAAGUCUUGACUGUGCCAUGUUAGAGAGUGGCCAUGGCAUCCCGCCCACAGCCCCGACAACCGAUGCUUUCUCUCCGCCGCUUGAAGUGGUCACUGUAAAUGGUGGCGAGGAGAAGGUAAUCAAGUCGCGCCGCAGACGCGAGAGGCAACUCAGCGGAGAAAUGGUGAAGAACUUCUUUGGCGCAGGAGUCCGUGAGGUGAGGAAGAUGGGUCGACGAGUUGGAGCAAUGAGUUUGGGAAGCAGUGAGGAUUUGGUGCCUCCGGGUCAAAAGUAGAUUCAGGCCAAGUUCUGUGUUGGCAAAACGACUAUUUUGUAGAACCGAG
This is a messenger RNA of Exophiala xenobiotica, 2194 nucleotides long. RefSeq lists its product as uncharacterized. The transcript is spliced from 2 exons. Lineage: Eukaryota; Fungi; Ascomycota; Eurotiomycetes; Chaetothyriales; Herpotrichiellaceae. Bases 1 to 2145 code for a protein of 714 amino acids. The record is from RefSeq and is a predicted model, not a curated record.